Bacidia gigantensis is the source of this 1725-nucleotide messenger RNA. RefSeq lists its product as uncharacterized. The record is from RefSeq and is a predicted model, not a curated record. The transcript has a single exon. The coding region runs from base 1 to 1725 and encodes 574 amino acids. NCBI's taxonomy places the organism in Eukaryota, Fungi, Ascomycota, Lecanoromycetes, Lecanorales, Ramalinaceae.
AUGGAUAUCACUGAGGCUCUGGUCCGGGGUCCCAGCGGCAACAGCCAAAACAAGGACCUUGACGUUGGCCUCUCUGACGCUAGUACUACCGACAAUACAGUCACCGUCGGCACCCGUGCAUAUGAGCCACGUACUGAGGAUGAAGAACAGCAGAAACGUGAAGAUCGCCGCAGCGGCAUUAUUGGCUGGCCAACUUCUGAGCGCGUAGCCGACGGACCAAAUUCUGCAAGCGAGGUUCUAGAACACAGAUACCUCGAAGGAGACGACCGAGUCAGCGGGCUCUGGAACGGGUCGGCGGAUCCCUUCGCGCCCAACUCAGCGCCGGCAAUCCAUCAUGUUUCCACGAGCCCGAUUGCAGGAGGUAGCGCACUUGCCCGUAAUGCUGUCAUGGGGACGCCAGACCCUAAGGCGCCGGCUGAUGGCUUGAGAAGCCAUCCGUCCGUGAUGGCGAAAGUCAUGAGACCGGCUCAGCAAGAGAGGAGUCGAAGUAAGGUUGGAUUUUCAUUAAGAGCGGAUACGGAAGCUGCAAGGCAGGCAGGCAAGAAAUGGGAGAAGGAGGAUGUGAUCAGUACGCCGUACCCGAUACCAUAUGAAGGGGAUAAGGAGGGGGGUUGGGAAAGAAAUCAAAGGAAGGAGAAAGGAAAAUGGGCAAGUUUGACUGUUCUUGUGUACAAGCGUGGUGGGGGAAUGCCAAAGGUGACGAGACUGAAGAUUCCGAGCGUAGGGCAUGAAAUCUUUAGUUCCGUAAUGUCGGGGAAGCCGCAGGAAGGAGGAACGGUGGCGAUGAAUCAGACGUUCGAUGAUGCUAAGUUGGCACUUUUGCUCAGGGGGGCUUAUACGUCCUUCAGAGGGCCGGUGCUGGCGAAAUGCGGUGCAAGGACCGUCUGCAGCGUAAGAUUGCUGGGAUACACAUCUUGGUGCCAGCUUGCUACGAGGAGGGCGAAACAGCAGUGCUUCGAGACAAAGGAACAGAAGGACGAAGAGUCUGGCUUCGCAGAGGCGCGAUUGCUAGAGCUCUAUCGAAAACCAAAAAUUGGGAAUGGCAAAUGGGAGUGGUGGAAUUGGGCGAGAGGAUUGCCGGAGAAUCAAGCUGUGGGUGUGCAGGGAGAAGCGAGGUUAGAGAGAGUUGCACUUGAGAUUGUCGAAGGUUGGUCAGCCAGAAGAAUCAUCCUGGCUUUCUCUCUGGUGGCUAUUUGCAGUGUCGUGGCGUGCCUUCUCUGGAUAUUCGCUGGAGUCAACCGUACUGCAACAGGUGAGCCUCUGAAAGGUAGCCCGAAUGCUGCAGGCCAAAGCCUGCCAAGCGAACCAAAUUCGUCUACUAUCGGUCAAUCGUCAUCGCAUGACGGCAUAGCAAUUACAGGCUCUCACUCCACUCCCUCUCAGGUGCCUACAACAGUGCCCGGUGCAGAUACCGCACUCUUCGGCAUCCCGUCGGACGCUUUGGGACCCGGCAGUGCUGCCGCAAGUCUCAGCGCUAUCAUCAACGCUAAUGGGCCAACACCGACGGUGAUUCAGAGAGAUACCUCCUCUGCUUCCUUGAGUACAGAGAGCUCGACAGUCACAUCGACGAACAUACCAGCGUCAGCUGGUCAGCAACCUGAAGCGUAUCUGUCUGGCGGGCCUGGGUCGAGAGUCACUGCUGGCGUAGUGUUAGGCCUCCUAGUGCUGCUAGUCGGUUGGAUGUUUCUUGGGGCUUGGCUAGCACUAAGUUGGACGACGGGAUGA